AUGGAUCCCAACGCAACGGACCUUGAGACAGCGGAUCUUGUUUUACAAAUUUCCCUACAGGAGGUCGAAGAGGCUUUGAUAUCACUGGAUCGAGAUACAAAUGACGGAGUAGCGCAAGUUCGUGAUGAGAAACUUGCUCUUUUACACUGGCGAGCUGAGCUUCGAGGACAAAUGAGGACCCAGCAAGACCUUCGAGCAUCCCUACAGAUGUCGAGGGAAUCAUGUCUCGACCAGGCUGCCAUUUUUCGAGAUAUCCAUGAUCUCGAGGUGAAAGAAGUACCUGCAGCUCAUGUACAACCUGCCGGCCGUGCACCUAUUCAACCACAAGCGCCUGGCAAACCCCAGGCCACCCGCCAACAACAAGGCGCUGGUCAAUCGCAAAUCCCUGGCAAACCGCAAGAACCUCAACUGCAAGAACCUCGUGGCACAUUGGGCUUGAUUCUCAACCCAGAUGUUCAGACUCAAGCCCGCAAGCGAGUGUAUGGUGAGACUAUUGCGACGGUGCCUCCUUCUGGUGUCUUGCGGGAGUGCGUUGCCUGCUCAGAAAGCUAUCCCGAGUCCGGCAUUAUUCGGAACAGUUGCUCGCAUGUUUACUGCCAAGGAUGUGUCACCAACCUCCUGCAAAAUUCACUAGCCGAUGAAACCCUGUUUCCACCUCGCUGUUGCCGGCUACCUUUACCAUUAGAAGAUGCGCGGGGUAUCAUCGAUGCUGACCUGUGGCCGAGAUUUGAGGAAAAGAAGAUUGAGCAUAGAGAUAAGCAUCGUACUUAUUGCUCAGAUCCGGCCUGUUCUCGGUAUAUUCUCCCAUCACAUGUCCGUGGUACAAUCGGAACUUGCAGAGUAUGCAAUCGACAAACGUGCACCCUCUGCAAGAAGAUCACUCACCAGGGAGAAUGUGUUGAUGACCGCAUAGAGGUCCUAAAACUCGGAAAAGCGACAGGAUUGCAAAGAUGCUUGAAUUGCAGUCAUCUUGUUGAGCUUCGUAGCGGCUGCAACCAUAUCACAUGCCGUUGCCGACAUGAAUUUUGUUACGUUUGCUCUACACCAUGGAAGCAGUGCGAAUGCCCCCAUUGGGAUGAGGCCAUGCUUCAAGAACGAGCAGAGAUGAUUGCGGCCCGGAACCAGCCCGCUCCUCCUGCACCACAGGUUGUUGAGCAAGCAGCUCAAUUCCUAGUUGAGCAGCAUGAUUGUUAUCAUGAUGGAGCGUGGAAAAAGCUCGGGAUCUCUGCCGACUGCGAGGAAUGCGGCGACUUCAUGCCCGAUUACAUUUUCGAGUGCAGGCAUUGUGGAAUCAAGGCCUGCAAUUCCUGUCGGAUACAUUAG
Messenger RNA from Penicillium crustosum, 1323 nucleotides. Its product is annotated as E3 ubiquitin-protein ligase. NCBI's taxonomy places the organism in Eukaryota, Fungi, Ascomycota, Eurotiomycetes, Eurotiales, Aspergillaceae. Bases 1 to 1323 code for a protein of 440 amino acids. The transcript is spliced from 2 exons. The record is from RefSeq and is a predicted model, not a curated record. Gene Ontology annotation, cellular component: ubiquitin ligase complex. Gene Ontology annotation, molecular function: ubiquitin binding; ubiquitin-protein transferase activity; zinc ion binding. Gene Ontology annotation, biological process: protein linear polyubiquitination; proteasome-mediated ubiquitin-dependent protein catabolic process.